CUGUCUCGGCCACUGCCAAGGAAGGCCUGUGUCCAGAUGUUUCCAGGCAACUCUAGCCUCUGGAGGCUGCAGGGAGGUCCACAGGCCCUAGAGCCCCCAGCCGGAAACAGAAGUAGCUGCCUCCCACCCCCUGCUCCGCAUGGGACCUGCGUCCCACCUCUGUCUCCCCAGACCUGCCUCCUUGGCAGGCCACCCAGGGACCCCUCUGAGAGGCAAAUUGUCCCGUACCUCUCCCCACCCCCCAACCCUCCAAGACUCCCAUAGGCCCUGAGGGCCGUGCUGGCUUCUCAGCUCCCAUGUGAGUCUUGGUGUGACCUGGGCUCUGACCCCCUUCCUUUCCAGACCUCUCUCCCUUCUUACACUCUCCUUCCUCCACAUCCUCACCAUGGCUAACCCAGCACCUCCUGUGUACCAGGCUCUGGGCCCAACACUAUGUAAAUGGAGAAGAAGCUUUUACGCCUCAUGCCUGCCUGUCAGGUGUGCCCUGUUCCCCGUUCCAUAGCUUACACAUGGGGAAACUGAGGUAUGGUGAGUGCUCACUGAGGGAUGACUCUGUGCCAGGCCCUGCGCUGAGUAUUAAGGUAAAUUCUCUUGGCCUCACAACAGCCCUCUGUCUUGGUGGGAGAGGGGCUGUCCACAGCCCCGGAGCCCGUGAAGAGCAGAACAAGGCAGACUGAUUUCCCCCCAUAUUAGCUCAGGUGUUCAGAUCCAAUUUCAAACUCUCCUGCCCAACUCCAGCCUCUGGACCUUCCUGGCCUUGGCAGAAGCUGUACAUUCUCCUGAUCCUUGUUCUCCAGCCACCCCCCAGGUCUACCCACUCGCCAGGGCCCGGGUCGGGCCGCGUGCUGAGCACUGGCCAUGGAGGCUGUUGCGGAAGAGGCUGGGUGAACGGGACAGUUACACACAGGAUGCGGAAUGCAUAAGGGGGGCUUCUAGGAGGAAGUGGCUGUGAGUUAAGCUCUGAAGGAGGAGUAGGUGUUGGCAGGUGAUGGGAAGGUUUUCUGGGUGGAGGAAACAGCAAGUACCAGUGGCUCUGUGAGAGAGGCGAGUGUAGGGGAGUGCAAGAAGCUCAGAAUGACUAGGAGGGGGCAGGGCCUCAUCCCAGGGUUAAGAUACUGAGGCUGCACUUGGGGCUGAACUGGAGGCCAGGGGCCAAGGGCAAGGGGUGGUGGGCGAUGUUUGGGAUACCGCAGAGCUUCUCUAGGAGGCCAGGGUGACUUGGAGAGGAGGGCCCCAGGCUGGAGCCUCGGACAGUGACCGAGUGACCCCACCAAGCCAGCUCUGGAAAAGGGGAAGCAGCCCCAGGGCUGGGUGGUGUCCCAGCUUCCUCUUUCUCUGAGGCCUCCAGGUUGCACCUCCUGGGGCUCCGCAGCCCUGGUUGGGGCUUCGCUAGCUGGUUUUCUUCCAGGGAAUUUCUGGGUCUGAUUGUUUGGGCAUUUUGGGAGGUGGGGUGGGCCGCCUGUGAGGAAGCCUGUGACCCCCCGCUCCCCUCAAGCCUGUUCUGUGGCGGCCUCCUGCUCCAGACACUGCUGGGGGGAGUGCGCGGUUUGUGGUGAAGGAGAGAGACACCAGGCCAGCCGGUGCUGUGUCAGGGUGGGGAGUGGGGGCGCAGCACAAGUGAGCAAACAUACUUAAUUACAAACCUGGGCCUGAGGGGCAGAGGGAAAGGGAGCGAUGGGGGAGGAAAUCACAAGACACGCGUUGCGCUCCUCACCUCAGGUAAACCUCAUUGCAGCCCUGCCCUGGGAUUAAACGUCCCCAUCUUGCAGAUGAGCAUACUGAGACCCAGCAAGCUGAAGCAGGGGCUCAGGUCCCACAGGGCAUUGGUGGCAGUGGGGACAGGCCCAGGCUGGGAGACUUCAGGAGGAGUGGCCUCUGGGCUUACUUCCUCCUCUGCCCUGGGGCCUUUCGGGUUGGUUCUCUGCAGGGAGCACUGGGCCCCCACUGGACCUGGGAGAGGAAGCUCCCUGCUGUGGGCCUGGGUCUCCCCGCCUGCCUGUGACAGUCUUCUUCCUGGAGCCCCUCUGGAGGCUUUAGAAGGUCACUGACUGCCUGGCCUUAGGACUAGGCAGAGGGGGAGGGAUGGCGACCUCACAGAGUCUCCAAUGGCCCACCCAGCCAAGGGGCUUUGACCUGAACUUGCUUUUCAGUCAAGAUUCCGAGUCUAGGCUUAGAUGCUAGAGUCCUUGCUAGGAAGGAGGUGCAGGGGGAGGCCAGAGCAGCAGAUGUGUGCACAGAGGGGGUUCUGGGUGGCUGGCAUGGGCUGCCUGACUGGACAGGUCCAUCCAGGGUCUCAGUCUGGCCGAGGGGGGGUGGCGGCUGUCAGCAGAGAGACUGGCAGCCAGACUGGAGUAAGUACUAGUUUGGGAUAAUUAGAAGGCACGUAAUUAGAAGGCGUCAGGGCGCUAGGCGGCAAGUGUCUGUGAAUGUACCUGAGUGGGCCCCUCCUGGCUUGGAGUCUGGGCCUUUGGACCCCCAUUUUCCUCCUGGAGGUCUCGAGAUCGCAGCUCCCCAUUUGCCUGGAGGCUGGCGACUCCCAGGGCCUGAGGAUGAAGCCAAGCCCGCCACAUUGGCCCCUGUCCUGCCUUUUUGUGCUGCUUCCUUGGCCUCUGGCCACUCCAGUAUCAACGACCUCUUGGCAGUGCCCACCUGGGAAGGAGCCCCACCUGGACCCGGGGCAGGGCACAUUAUGCAGAUCCUGUCCCCCCGGCACUUUCUCUGCUUUGUGGGGCCCUGGCCCGUGCCAGCCCCAUUCCCGCUGCAGUCCUCGGGGGAGGCUGGAGGCCCAGGCAGGCACAGCGACUCAAGACACUCUAUGUGGAGACUGCCAGCCUGGGUGGGUUGCCACUUUGGGGGUCCCCCAUGUCCCCUGUCAGCCAUGCUCCUGGAUGCCUCUGGGUACUCGUGGCUGCUCUGAGUGGGGACGGCGGGCCCGACGUGGCGUGGAGGUAGCAGCAGGGGACGCCAGCGCUGGGGACACGCGGCAGCCUGGGAAUAGCACCCGGGCAGGUGGCCCUGAGGAGACGGCCGCCCAGUAUGCGGUUAUUGCCAUCGUGCCUGUCUUCUGCCUCAUGGGGCUGCUGGGCAUCCUGGUGUGUAACCUGCUCAAGCGGAAGGGCUACCACUGCACCGCCCACAAGGAGGUUGGGCCUGGCCCUGGAGGUGGAGGCAGCGGGAUCAACCCCGCCUACAGGGCUGAAGAUGCCAACGAGGACACCAUCGGGGUCCUGGUACGCCUGAUCACAGAGAAGAAAGAGAAUGCGGCGGCCCUGGAGGAGCUGCUGAAGGAGUACCACAGCAAACAGCUGGUACAGACCGGCCACGGGCCUGUGCCCAGGCUGCCACUAGGCACCCCCAGUUUGCCACACAUCUGCCCGCAUCGCCACCACCUCCACACCGUGCAGGGCUUGGCCUCACUCUCUGGCCCCUGCUGCUCCCGGUGCAGUCAGAAGAAGUGGCCCGAGGUGCUGCUGUCCCCUGAGGCCGCAGCUGCCGCUACCCCCACUCCCAGACUCCUGCCCAACCCUGCCAGGGCUCCAAAGGCAGGGGCCAAGGCAGGACGCCAGGGCGAGAUCACCAUCUUGUCUGUGGGCAGGUUCCGAGUGGCCCGAAUUCCAGAGCAACGGUCAAGUUCAGCAGCCCCUGAGGUGAAGACUAUCACGGAGGCUGGGCCCUCGGCGAGUGACCUCCCUGAUUCCCCACAACCUGGCCUCCCCACUGAGCAGCGGGCACUGCUGGGAAGUGGUGGAAGCCAUACAAAGUGGCUGAAGCCCCCGGCAGAGAACAAGGCUGAGGAAAACCGCUAUGUGGUCCGGCUAAGUGAGAGCACUCUGGUUAUCUGAUGGCCUGCCUCAGCUGAAGACACAGCAGCCCUGCCCUGGGAGGUUCUGGAGGCCUCCCGGAGGAGGUAGAGAUGCAACUGGGCCUGUGAGGAUCAAGAAGCAAUGGUCCAGCAGACAGAACAGCAAAGGCCAAGGCCUGGAGGUGGGAGUGUCCACCCCCGUGUAGAGGCAGGCCAGCUGGCGGGUGCUGUGUGCAGGAGCAGGUUGAGGGCCCCUCCCCUGCCCCUGUGCCCUGCCCUGGCCAGAACCUAGGACCCUGCAGGACUCUCUGUACCACCAGCUGGCUAGCCUUGGCUGUGGGAAGGGGUCCUCAGCCUGGCACCCUUGGCCCCACACCUUGGUAAUCUACUGCCCCGCCUCCGUCCAGGGCCCUAGCGAGGACCUCUCCCUCCUCUUCCGGCGGGCGUCACAUAGGGAAGAGGCACCAAAAGCCGUGGGCUGGAGACUUGAGCUCCCUGGUUCUAACUGUGGGCAAGUCCCUGGCCAUCACCUGGUUAUAGUUCUUCUGACCAUGAAGUGGGGAGAGAGAGGUGUCUUGGGACCCAGGGCUUCUCUGGUUCCUUGCAGGUUCUGGCCUGGGUGGUGUGCGGGGAGAGCUUGACUCCUUGCCACCCCUUCCAUUAGUAGCUUUAUCUGUGGCCCCAUUUUUGCAGCUUCCAGGGCCUGUGCCUUCAGGCCCCCAUGGGGCUGCCCAUCCCUGGCUCUGCCUACAGAAGGGGCUUAAUGCAUGUAUCUGCCCCCCUCCCUGCUGUUUUUAUUGAAAUUGGAACCACAGUCUUGACCUGGGCAAGGCUGUGAUACAGGGUGCCAGCCUGCAUAGUCACCCCAAGAUCUCAGGAGUGUUCAGGGAGGGGGUGUGUGCGGGGCUGGAGAGGCCCCUCUGGCCUCAAGUCGUUUCUGUGUCUCUGUGGUGUUGGUGUCUAUCCCCCAGCUGGGCAGUGCAGGCGACUGCCCAGCCCGGCUCCAUGUCCACUGUAGCCCAGUGACCUGGUUAUUUAUAUGGGGCCGUGCAGGCAUGGGCCCCACUGCCAUCCCCAUUUCUCUUAUUUAUUGAAAAUUUGCUGUUGUCCUGUCCUUGUCUACAUUCCCAUCCAUUUAUUGGAUAAUAAAAGGUGGGAAAGUGGUGUCA
This is a messenger RNA of Mustela erminea (ermine), 4971 nucleotides long. It is a transcript of the gene RELT, whose product is annotated as RELT TNF receptor. Gene Ontology annotation, molecular function: protein binding. The record is from RefSeq and is a predicted model, not a curated record. The transcript is spliced from 11 exons. Lineage: Eukaryota; Metazoa; Chordata; Mammalia; Carnivora; Mustelidae. Bases 2427 to 3842 code for a protein of 471 amino acids. Gene Ontology annotation, biological process: amelogenesis; apoptotic process.